Messenger RNA from Coffea arabica (coffee), 639 nucleotides. The record is from RefSeq and is a predicted model, not a curated record. NCBI's taxonomy places the organism in Eukaryota, Viridiplantae, Streptophyta, Magnoliopsida, Gentianales, Rubiaceae.
AUGUACGGGCCCGCCUCGCUUCUUGGUGGUUGGCCUCACCCAGAUCGAAGAGACGGCAAGCUAUCUACCAUAUUCUGCCGAGCCUUAUCUGCUGGCAUCUUUGGAAGGCGAGGAAUCGUGCAGUUUUUGAAGGUAUUUCAGCUGCAAUCCAAUUCAAUUUGUCAGGCUAUCUUUCGGGAGACUAAGGUUUUGCUUGAAGGUCAGCUCAAGGAGCGGGUUGAGCCCCAGUCAUUCUUGCAGUUGUGUGAAUGGGCAUCUCAGUCACGUGGGAGUUUUGGUUUUAAAUUGGUUUGUUGGAAACCAGCUAUAGAGGGGGAGUUCACCCUGAACACGGAUGGCUGCUCCAAGGCUAGAGGUGGAUUUUCAUACUUCAUUACCUUCACAGAUGAUCAUUCUAGAUAUGGAUAUGUGUAUUUAAUGAAAUACAAAUCUGAAUCUUUUGAAAAGUUUAAAGAAUUCAGAAAUGAAGUAGCGAAACAAAUAGGUAAAAGUAUUGUGACACUACGAUCUGAUCGCGGUGGAGAAUACUUAAGUGAUGAGUUUCGAGUUUAUUUGAAGGAUAAUGGAAUAGUUCCACAAUGGACUCCUCCAGGUACACCACAGUUAAAUGGCGUGUCUGAAAGGAGAAACCGCUAUUAG